UUAUUAUAUUUUCUCCUCGUAUGUCAAUCACUUUUCCUAUUUUCAAAAACUCCCUCGAAAAACAGCAGAAGCUCGAGUCUCCCGCGGAAGUGACGUGUCUUCACCGCGAUUGGUCGAAACGCGACGUCACGUGAAGGGGGAGGAGUGCAGGAGCUUAUGAGCAGCAGCAAAAAUCAACAGUAAACUAAAGAGAGGAGUGUCAAAGAACAACCUGACAUUACAUGUUGACUGCUAAAAUUGUAUCUAAUCCAGCAGAAGUAAAUGAAGCAAAACCAGAAGACGUCUCAAAAAUUUUGAUCCCUGUCACCCAUCACUUAUCAAACAGUCCAACAUCUGCCACCUGGCUGUUUCUACGGCAACCUUCAGCAAGCACACCUGAGAGAAGGGGGAGAGAGGGGAAGACAAGACACCACGGACUCUGUCAGGAUGGGCUACGAUCUAGAACGUUUUGUAGGCUAUGUGAACGAGGGUCUGCUGUGCUGUGUGUGUCGGGAUGUGUUAGAAGAUCCUUUGCAGGCUCCGUGUGAACAUGCCUUCUGCAGCUCCUGCAUUCACGGAUGGCUCGUCCACCAUAACACCUGUCCAGAGGACCGCUUGCCUUUAGACAUCACACAUCUACGCCCACUGUUCAGAUACAUGAGAAAUGAUUUAGCAAGGCUGCAGGUGAGGUGUGUGUUCCGGCCACAAGGUUGUGAGGUCAUAUGCGCUCUGGAGUCUGUUCAUCGGCAUGAGCAACAAUGUGAUUACGCUUUGCUGAACUGCAGUAAUGCAGGCUGCCCUGUUCAGGUGUCGCGGCGCUCUCUGGAAGCUCAUCUGUGUGUGUGUGAAUACAGCAGUAGAGUCUGUGCAAGUGGCUGUGGAUGCACAAUCCUAAACACAGAGGAGGCCCAACACAACUGUGUAUUGGAGCUACGAGCUGAGCUGGACAUGCUCAGGGCAGAAUUAGACUGCAAAGUCGAAGAGGUGCGACAUGAAAUGGAAUCUCGCUUGGAUUCCCAAAGACGACACAUGGUUCAGAAGGAGAGUCUGCUGAGGAGUGAAGUAGAUGAACUGAAGGGCCAGCUGUCCAGAGUCAUGUCAGAUGUACGCGUUCUGCUGGGUGCAGAGAGAGUGCGCAGACAAGAGCUGGAGAAGGUGGAGCUUCUUGAACUUUUAAAAAAGGAGGGUCUCAGAACAGCCACGCCCUCUGAAGCAGCACCGCCCCCUGCUGAGGUGCAGAGAAAGCUGAGCCCAAGAAGCCUAGCUUUGGACUGCAUCAAAAGAAAGAAUAGAGAGGUGACAGUCAUCUAAGGACACUGCUUUUCAUGUCAGAACAGUAACAAAGCGGGAAUGUCAAUGAUGCUAAUAGAAAACCACUAACUGGAACUCAUCAUCUGAAUGAAGCCCCGUUAUUGCAGUUCCUCUGGGUGAACCGAAUCAUUGAUAUGAGAUUGGCAAUGUUCUAUGAUUUAUCCAAAUUGUGUAGACUUUGUGUAGAAUUUAUGUUUUAAGACUUUUAGAGGCUUGUUUUUCUUAUUU
This is a messenger RNA of Cyprinus carpio (common carp), 1518 nucleotides long. RefSeq names its product RING finger protein 151-like. Gene Ontology annotation, biological process: regulation of canonical NF-kappaB signal transduction; positive regulation of JNK cascade; protein K63-linked ubiquitination. Gene Ontology annotation, molecular function: zinc ion binding. The record is from RefSeq and is a predicted model, not a curated record. Lineage: Eukaryota; Metazoa; Chordata; Actinopteri; Cypriniformes; Cyprinidae. Bases 427 to 1290 code for a protein of 287 amino acids. Gene Ontology annotation, cellular component: plasma membrane signaling receptor complex. The transcript has 7 exons.